GGCUCCGCCCUUAAGCCCCCUACUCUACCCCACCUAUUUUAGCCCCUCCUCCCUCCGUGACGCUACCUCCGGUCUCCAGGUAACGCAGGGGUCAAACAACGCGGCUGUUGAGGCCAUUGACUGUCCUCCUCUUUCUGGUCGGACCCUCGAUCUUCAUCGGACCCUUUUAAACAUGGCUCUGCCGCUUCUGCCUGGCAACAGCUUUAACCGCAAUAUGGGAAAGGAAAAGUUCCAUAAAUCCCAACAUUGGGGAUUUUGCAACAAAGUCAUGAUGUUGGUAAGUGAAGAGAAGCCUGGAAUAGGUGGAGAGCUGCUACCUGGGCAAAAGAUAAAGCCCAAACACAGCGUAUAUCCCAAAGGAGAUGGAUCUGAUGCACCAUCCUGGGCGGCUUUUGAUAAGCAGGUAUUAUCUUUUGAUGCCUAUAUGGAAGAUGAAGUGCCUGAUAAAAGGCAAGAAAACUAUAGAAUAAGAUACUAUAAAAUCUAUUUCUACCUUGAAGAUGACACCAUUCAAGUAAAUGAACCAGAAGUGAUAAAUAGCGGACUACUUCAAGGGACUUAUAUCAGGCGCCAUCGGAUUUCUCUCCCACCUCCCAAUGACGAUCAGUUUUAUACUAUAUAUCACUUCAAUAUCAACGCAGAUGUUGUCUUCUAUGGACGUACGUUCAAGAUUUAUGAUUGUGAUCCAUUCACCAAAAACUUUUUGAGGAAAAUUGGAAUCAUAGUGCAUCCUCCCAAACAGCGUCCAGUAGAUCCCUACAUGAAGAUGCGGAGAGAGACAUUAGAGUUUGUGGAUCCCUUUCGUCCCUAUCAGUCUUUGGACACCCUGAAACGGUUCCUCCAGUUUGAUGGGAAGGUUUUGCGUUUCUUCUGCCUGUGGGAUGACUCAUCUUCACUGUUUGGGGACCGCAGAGAAUUGGUCCUGCAUUACUUCUUGUGUGAUGAUACUAUUGAAAUCAGAGAAUUACUUCCACUUAAUUCAGGCCGGGAUGCUAUGUCAUCAUUCCUCCAGAGGGGUAAGCUUCCGAAGUUUGGUCCACCUGGAAACUAUCAACCAGGCCAGAUAACAGAUCGAGCAGUUCUCAAUGUGUAUGGAGGAGUGUCAGAAUGGCAAGCAGAUGGCUACCUGCUGGAUAAGUACCAGCUAGGAAAAGUAGAGCAAAAGUUUUACACGGACCGGGACCUGGCUAUAGGUGCCACCAUCAAUGUGUGGGGAAGAAAAGUCCUUCUCUGUGACUGUGAUGAGUUUACCAAGACCUAUUAUAGGACAAAGUAUGGAAUUGAUAACUUUACGGCCGUUUCAUGCAAGCCUCCUCCUCUUCCAAAAAUAGAAAGGAAAUACCCACCUUACACUGGCUUUGGGUCUGAAGAGGAUUCUUUCCGUUCCUGUGUCGCCCUCAAGCCCACACCUUAUCGGAAGAACUUCAGAAAAAUUAUGGAACUAGACAGCUAUGGAAACAUAAGCUAUAUACUACGCUACUUUGCAAAACUAAUCACAGACAAAUGUGCUGAUGCAGACAGGAUGUUUGUUAUUGCAUUUUAUCUCAGUGAUGGCACAAUUUCAGUUUUUGAACCCGUAGAGAGGAAUUCAGGGAAUGCUGGUGGGAUGUUCUUGAAAAGAAGUCGUGUGAAAAGGCCUGGACAAGAAGUCUUUAAAAGUGAAUUUUCAGAAUACAUCAAGGCUGAAGAGUUCUAUAUUGGAGCCACUGUGAAUAUUAAUGGUUACCUGUUUUUUCUCCUGAAUGCUGAUGAGUACACCUUAAAUUACAUGGAGAGUAACACAGACAAGUUUCCAUAUAGCAACUUUGAACUUGCCAUACAGAAGCUGAAACAAGAAAAAUCAAAAUCAAGAGAGAUCACGCAGGUGUUUGCAGCUGCUGAUUCUAAUCACACGAAGUUGAUACCUUACAAUACAUUCAGAGAGAUCCUGAUGAACAUAACCAAUGGGAAACUUGUAGAGCAAGAGUUCAUAACCAUUGCACGUCACUACCGUGUGCCUGAGAUCAUGGAUCCAGAUUUACCUUGCUUAAUUGCACAGGCCCAUGAAAAGUUCAAGAAAAAUAUGUUUGAGAAUUUUGACCCAUUCGUUUACAACUGUGUGUAUGAAGACAGAGAGAAAAAAGGUGUGUUACCCACCAAAGACAUCAAAAGGAUGUGCAAGUCCUUCAGGCUACCUUUGAGUGAUGACCUUCUUGAUGACUUAUUGUCGAGAUUUGAAGACAAAGAACAACAAAUAAAUUAUGACUUAUUUUUCACUGUCCUGAACUGGAGAAUGAAUCCGACACCUCAAUUGCAAUCCCCACCGUACCUUAAAGAGAAAUGUGAAGACAUUUGGGUGGGCAUGCCAUCACCUAUCCCUGCGAAAUGGAUGAGGUACUUAGACUUUUUGAAGGAUGUAUAUGGCUUAGAAGAGAACGGACUAUGAAAAUUUUGACCAACUCUCUU
Molecule: messenger RNA, 2445 nt
Organism: Acomys russatus (golden spiny mouse)
Lineage: Eukaryota; Metazoa; Chordata; Mammalia; Rodentia; Muridae
Gene: Efhc2
Product: EF-hand domain containing 2
Exons: 15
Coding region: 173-2425 (750 amino acids)
Biological process (GO): regulation of neuron projection development
Cellular component (GO): microtubule
Source: RefSeq, a predicted model, not a curated record